CUACUGAUGCAUUCCUAUUGGUGCCACCAUGGCGCAAACUACAACACCUCUUCAAUGCCAUCACUGACGACUACACCACGGCUAAAGAUGUCGCAAUACCGCUCAGCCAAAGACAUAUACGCCUUCACCACGCAGCCGAAGAACAACAAAAAGCCCGAGGAAUCCCCUCAAAAGAGUAUCGAAACCAUCAUAUGUGACCUCGAAAACCACUACCAGGACCUGGACCAUCCUGCCCGCGAGUAUGCCCUCGUCCGCGAUCUUGUCAACGACUGGAACGACCGCCGUCUACUUGCUCUCUGGAAGUGCUUCGAGCACCAUCCACGACGAACAUUCAAGGUCAUAGGUGUGAUGGGAUUGGACUUUGGCGAGGCUAGAAUGGGCAUGGUGAUCAGGGGCUCGCUUCGCAAUCUGCAAAAACAUCCGCAAAAAGACCGCUUUCUGGUGGUGGCAAGGGCACUGCAUCAGUCUGGAAAUGGCGAUUCUGUGCUGGGGCUGGAAGAUCCGCAGUAUGUGUUGAAUUGUCGCGAUGGCUCGGACAAUGCAAUGUAG
This is a messenger RNA of Bipolaris maydis ATCC 48331, 549 nucleotides long. Lineage: Eukaryota; Fungi; Ascomycota; Dothideomycetes; Pleosporales; Pleosporaceae. The record is from RefSeq and is a predicted model, not a curated record.